AAUUCGGGUCUUUUGUUGGAUUUUCUGGGCUGUCAGCUUUCUCCGACAAGAAGACUCCUCUUCCCCUUCUUUAUUCUCCAUUGUUGUAAUUUGGGGGUUUGGAGUGACCAACCGUCUUCUAAGAUGCUUGAUCCGUGAUAUUGUGAAUUGGGGUUUACCUUUUUGUCAAGAUGAACCUGGAAAGUGACAACUUUACCAGGUGUGGGAGACAUCCAACUCAAUUUUUCACUGGUUUCUGUUCUUCUUGCUUGGUUGAGAGGUUAUCAAAUGUUGGCGCAGCCGAAGAGAGCCUGGAGGCACCUUGCAGCACACAGAGUGAAAUAGUUGAGGUCCUCGAUGUAAUUCCGGAUGUUAAGAGGAAGUCUGGUGAGAUCAGAGUAAGAAGGACUCUUCAAUACUUGUUUCAACUGGAUGAUGGUUUCAGUGUUGACAGCAACAAAGAUGUUGCAGCAGACGAGCAUGUGCCGUCGGCCUCAAGUGCAAUUGAAUGUGAAAUUAGUUCCUGUGGUGAAAACCGUUUCAAGGGUGAUAACAGCAAACUCAGCUCCUGUAAAGGAACUAAGGUGAUGGAAACUAAUGCUAAUACUGCUGAGGAGAUUAAGAUCAGUGCUCAUAUUGCCAAAGAGAUCAAUAACAUUGAAGACAAGAAGUUGAAGGACCAAGAUACGACAUUUUGGUUGAGUUCGAUGUUGGCGAAGAAAAGAUUUAUAUGGAGGACGAGGAGCAUUUCAAAGAAGGACAAACUGCAGGACGAUAAGUUGAGUAAUGCAUCUGAUGAUAUACAGUUGGAAAGCCCUCCUAAAUCACGAUAUUCUUGUGACUGGAGGGCAUGCCAUGAUUUAAACAAGAGUUCCUGGGAUCCUCCUAGACAUUCAUGGGAUGGUUCGAUGGUUAGCAGAGCGCUAGCAUGCUCAUUUGCCUGCCUUGAAGAACGAGAAAAUGAUCUAAGGACCAAAGGAAACUGUCCUGGUGAAAAAAUGUCCGAAAAUCCUGUUCAGGCUACAGAUGACAUUGACAGAGGCAAAGUUACUAAUGUGCCCAUGUCUGGUGAGAAACCUAUUUCAUCUGAUGGCAGCUUAGAGACACUUUUUGUAGAAAGGCUUUAUGAAGAGUCUCAACCAGGUAAAUCUGUGGCAAGAAUCAGAGGAAAAAAGUCACGUGGAUGGAGUAAGGUGUGGGACUGGAGUAUAACUAGCUCUUUCAAAGACUUCGUGAAAAAACAUGAUCACAGUCUGCAGAGAUCUGCAUCAGAGACUUGGCAAGGACGCAAGAAUAACAGUGUGGAAAGCAUGGAAAUUGAUGGUGCAUUACAAUUCAAUGGUAAUCGUCAUGGUUCUAUUGAAGGAAAUCAUUAUCUACACCGAAGUAUUAAUUUUGCUAAUGGUGAUUUGAGGAACCUGAAGCCUGAAUGGCAAAUGAGAAGUCAAUUCAAGUUUGGUCGAAGCCGAAGCGUUCAUUAUUCCUCCCCAGGGAACUUAGAUAAUGGACUUCUGCGCUUCUAUCUGACCCCUUUGAGAAGCAGCAGAAGAUGUACAAGUAGGGGUAGGACAAAAAGCUCGCACCAUAUUGGAAAAGGUGUUUUUGGGUUAUAUUAAGUGUCAUAUUACUGUCUCAAGUGUAUACUGUUUCGAGUUUGCAGUGAUGGCUUUAGACUUAAAGAUGUUAGCAAAUCACAGCUUUAGUCUUGCAGAUGGUUUUGCACCACAUUUUAUUUGUCUGGAUGGUAACCUGCUUAGAAGUGUUGUAUGGCAAUGAGUGUUUUUUACAAAUUUCGAGAUGGAGAAUGCAUUGGUGUUUGCAUAACUUGAUUGCAGCUUCACUGAGAAAGUGCAGUUAUACUAUCUCCCUUAUUUUUAGUUAAUACACAUUGGAUGAGCAGAAUGUUGACAGUACAUAAUUGUAGUCAUUAAUUUAUUGUUAAUAAAGGUGAGAUUGAUGUCAAA
Molecule: messenger RNA, 1943 nt
Organism: Musa acuminata subsp. malaccensis (wild Malaysian banana)
Lineage: Eukaryota; Viridiplantae; Streptophyta; Magnoliopsida; Zingiberales; Musaceae
Source: RefSeq, a predicted model, not a curated record